AUGGCCUUACUCCUUGAAGAGUGGCGAGUGUCAGUAGAGUCUGAGGCUAAAGGCUCUAGCCAGCCGCAACUGAUCUUGACUGCUGUAGCUGGCUUCUCACCAGUUAUAAAAAAUGUCUCCUAUCCUGUGGAUUCAAUGCAGAAGAACUUGAAUUGGAUAAACAUUGUGGCUCAGAACUAUUACAACCCUUCUUGGGAAAACAUUACGGGCCCUCGUGCAGCUUUGCAUGAUCCAGCGAGCCAUAUUAAUACUGCUGAUGGCAUUAGGGCCUGGAUUUAUAGGGGACUAUCUGCAAACAAAUUGGUUUUGGGGUUGCCUUUCUUUGACUCUGGAUGGACACUUCAGAAUUCCCAGAACAAUGGUAUAGGUGCACCUGUCACUGGUCCUGCAACUGGUCGAUUUUUUACAGAAAAAGGAAACAUCCCCUACAAGAAUAUCAAGCAACUUUUCAUUCAGAGAUAUCGGGCUGCUGUAAAGUACAAUUCUAUUUAUGUAAUGAAUUACUGCAUCAAUGGAUCAACUUGGAUUGGUUUUGAUGGUGUUGAGGCUGUCGAAACUAAGGUGUCCUAUGCCAAGGAGAUGGGGUUGCUCGGUUACUAUGUCCUCGAAGUCACGGAUGAUGACAAUUGGGAGCUUUCUCUUUCUGCUGGUAGAAAUUAG
Juglans regia (Persian walnut) is the source of this 660-nucleotide messenger RNA. Its product is annotated as class V chitinase-like. Gene Ontology annotation, biological process: chitin catabolic process; carbohydrate metabolic process. Gene Ontology annotation, cellular component: extracellular region. Gene Ontology annotation, molecular function: chitin binding; chitinase activity. NCBI's taxonomy places the organism in Eukaryota, Viridiplantae, Streptophyta, Magnoliopsida, Fagales, Juglandaceae. The transcript has a single exon. The record is from RefSeq and is a predicted model, not a curated record. The coding region runs from base 1 to 660 and encodes 219 amino acids.